AUGAUACGACCCAGUGUUGUACCAGCUCAAUCGGAUCGCCCAGUUCAAAUCGCUGCUAAUUUAAUUAUCGUAGAAUCAGGCCAAUACAUAUUUGAACAUUAUAACGAGGAAAUUUUUGAGAAAUGUCCUAAUAUACCGGGAAAUAAUGGCAUUCAUGAUUUUUUUAGUGUUGAUCAAAUGACGCAUGUCCUCGACGAAGGCUUGAUAACUGCCAGAGGAAAUAGUACCUGCGUAUGGAAGGGAGUGGAGCCUACCGAUCGCAUUGAGAUAACUGUUGAAGUUUAUAUAUUUAAACGCGGAACAUGGCAGGUUAGUCCAUUCACUCUUUACGACCGGGACUGGUGUAAAUCACUAUUUGACAAGACUUCAUUCUGGUAUAAAAUAUGGACUAAGAAUAUCCGUGAGAGUGAUAGGAAAUGUGUGAAUAUUUAUGGACAUACUUUUCGCUAUGAUGAAUUCACUGUUGAUACUGUUUUAGAGUUUCCAACAAAUGUGGGUGGCCGCUAUAAAGGCGUCACUACAAUCGUAGCUAUUGAUAAACAAGGUACAGCGGAGCAUGCUUGGGUGGGAUGUAUGUUAUUACUGGUGGUCGUUGUAUGUCCCUUGGUUUGGUUGUUAGACAUGCGGUCUUAA
Stomoxys calcitrans (stable fly) is the source of this 633-nucleotide messenger RNA. RefSeq lists its product as uncharacterized. Lineage: Eukaryota; Metazoa; Arthropoda; Insecta; Diptera; Muscidae. The record is from RefSeq and is a predicted model, not a curated record. Bases 1 to 633 code for a protein of 210 amino acids. The transcript is spliced from 5 exons.